Messenger RNA from Nerophis lumbriciformis (worm pipefish), 5346 nucleotides. The record is from RefSeq and is a predicted model, not a curated record. NCBI's taxonomy places the organism in Eukaryota, Metazoa, Chordata, Actinopteri, Syngnathiformes, Syngnathidae.
AUGUCGCUCCUCAUCUGCGUUUGGACGACUUUAGCGGCGUUAUGCUGUCCCGCCUGGACGCAGGCCCCCGAGUUGGCGGACGUGUGCACGGAAGGCAGCUGCUACCCGGCCACGGGUGACCUCCUGAUCGGACGCGCCCACAAGCUGGAAGCCUCGUCCACCUGCGGACUCCGACGAAGCGACACUUUCUGUAUCGUGGGACACCUGGAGGAGGAGACCAAGUGCUUCCAGUGCGACUCCAGGGACCCGUACGAUGAGGACGUUAACCCGCAGAGCCACACCGUGGAGAACGUGGUCACCACCUUUGCACCCAACCGCCUCAAGACGUGGUGGCAGUCGGAAAACGGUGUGGAAAAUGUGACCAUCAAGUUGGACCUGGAGGCCGAGUUCCACUUCACACAUCUUAUCAUGACCUUUAAGACGUUCCGGCCGGCCGCCAUGGUGAUCGAACGUUCGAUGGAUUUCGGGAAGACGUGGCAGGUUUACCGCUACUUUGCUUACGACUGCCGGGCGACGUUCCCUACAGUGUCCCCGGGGCCCAUGGUCAAGGUGGACGACAUCAUCUGUGACUCGCACUACUCUGACAUCGAACCCUCCACCGAGGGAGAGGUGAUAUUUCGGGUGCUGGAUCCCGCCUUUGAGAUUGAGGACCCGUACAGCUUGAGGAUCCAGAACAUGCUGAAGAUUACCAACUUGCGUGUCAACUUCCUAAAACUGCACACGCUUGGCGACAACCUGCUAGAUACGCGAAAGGAGGUGACAGAGAAGUACUACUACGCCAUCUACGAUAUGGUCGUACGCGGCAACUGCUUCUGUUACGGCCAUGCGUCUGAGUGCGCCCCUAUUGACGGGGCGCCGACGGGGGCCGAGGGAAUGGUCCACGGGCGGUGCGUGUGCAACCACAACACCGAGGGCUUGAACUGCGAGCGAUGCAGGGAGUUCCAUCACGACCACCCCUGGAGGCCGGCCGAGGGCCGUAACACGCACGCUUGCAAGAGGUGCGAGUGUAACCAUCACUCCGGCUCCUGCCACUUCGACAUGGCCGUCUACAUCACCACGGGUAACGUCAGCGGUGGCGUAUGCGAUGACUGUCAGCACAACACAGUAGGCCGCCAGUGCGAGCAGUGUGCACCCUUCUUCUACCAGAACCCCAACCGUGACCUCCGGGACCCCAACAUCUGCGAACCUUGUAAUUGUGACCCAGUAGGCUCCCUGCAGGGGGGGCUGUGUGACGCCAGGACGGACGUGGUUGCCGGACUCAUCUCGGGCCAAUGCCGUUGCAAAGCCAAUGUGGAGGGGUCGCGCUGCGACCACUGCAGACAUGGACACUAUGGACUAGGACAGGGGUCGCACGGAUGUCUGGCUUGCGCCUGCAACCCACUGGGAACACUGCCUGGAGCCAACUCUUGCGACUCGGAGUCAGGAAGGUGCUACUGCAAGCGGCUGGUCAGCGGACAUGAGUGCAACCAGUGUCUGCCACAACACUGGGGUCUGUCCAAUGACAUGGACGGAUGCAGACCUUGUGACUGCGACCAGGGAGGGGCCCUCAACAAUAACUGUGACCCGGUGUCUGGACAGUGUGAGUGCAGGGAGCACAUGUUCGGUCGGCGGUGCAACCAGCUGGAAUCCGGCUACUACUUCAUUGCUCUGGACCACUACACCUACGAGGCUGAGGAUGCCAAGCGCGGACCUGGCGUGGUGUUGGUUCACAGACCUUACCCUCUGGAUCGCAGCCCAACAUGGACCGGGAUGGGUUUUGUUAACGUACCAGAGGGAGCAUAUUUAGAGUUCAUCAUUGACAACAUUCCAGAUUCCAUGGACUACGAUGUUCUCAUUCGCUAUGAGCCGCAGCUUCCGGAGCAAUGGGAGCAAGUCAACGUCGAAGUCCAGCGUCCUGUCUUCCAUUCUCAAAACUACCCCACCCACUGCAGCGGUUCAUUCAGCGACGGAGACGAGCAGUACGUCUCUCUGCCACCCGGUUCAAGACACAUGUUGCUGCCCAGUCCCGUGUGUUUUGAGAAGGGACAGAACUACACGGUGCGCCUCAGCUUGCCCCGCUACUCAUCCUACAGUGACAUGCAGAGCCCGUACACACUCAUUGAUUCUCUGGUGUUGAUGCCCAGGGUGCAGGAACUGGAAAUGUUCCAUGGCACAGAAGGUGAAGCAGCAUGGGAUACUUUUGAGCGCUACCGCUGCCUGGAGAACAGCCAGAGUGUGGUCAAGAGCCCAAUGACAGACAUAUGCAACGACUACAUAUUCAGUGUCUCUGCACUGCUGCACAAAGGAGCCAUGCCAUGUAAGUGUGACCCGCAAGGUUCCGUCAGCGCCGUGUGCGAUCCCAGCGGAGGCCAGUGCCAAUGUCGCCCCAGAGUUGUUGGCAGGAACUGUGACCACUGCGCCCCCGGCACCUUCCUCUUCGGCCCCGCCGGAUGCAGGCUUUGUGAGUGCGACCCCCGAGGGUCAAACGAUGCACUUUGCCAUGAAUCGACGGGACAGUGUACAUGUGUUCCUGGGGCCACGGGGCGCCAGUGUGCCCACUGUCUACCGGGAUUUUGGGGAUUCCCUAAUUGCCGUCCAUGCCAAUGUAACGGCCACAGUGAGGUCUGCCACCCCGAGACAGGAGAGUGUCAAGGCUGCCGAGACUUAACCGCCGGACAUUACUGUGAGAGAUGUCUGAAUGGCUACCAUGGUAACCCAGAGCGGGGCUCCGGCAGCCACUGCCGACCGUGCUCGUGCCCCGACGGCCCACGUAGCGCACGUCAGUUUGCCGACAGCUGCUACAUGGAGGCCAGGACAAACCAGCUGGUGUGUGUUUGCAGCACUGGCUACAAAGGUGCCAGAUGUGAUGAGUGUGCCCCAGGUCACUUUGGCAACCCGUUGGUGCCCGGCGGGCGCUGCUUGGCGUGCCAAUGCAACGGAAACAUUAACAUGCAAGACCCCAAGUCCUGUGAUGCUCGUACAGGGUCAUGUCUCAAGUGUCUGUACCACACAGACGGUUAUGCCUGCCAGAACUGUAAAACUGGUUACUAUGGCAAAGCCUCCACUCAGAGCUGCAGAAAGUGCAUGUGCCAGCCGACGGGCACAGCCCCACAUGCGUGUUCAUCACCGGAUGAGUGCCAGUGCGACCAGCACAGUGGCCAAUGCCCCUGCCUGCCCAAUGUGGUGGGCCAGAACUGCGAACGCUGCGCUGAGGACACGUGGAACAUGGCGAGCGGGACGGGUUGCCAGCGAUGUGAUUGCGACCCCGUCCACUCCUACGGCUCCUCCUGUGAUGAGGUGACGGGACGGUGCUCGUGUAAACCAGGAUUUGGUGGCAGGACGUGUCGAGAAUGUCGGGAGCUCUUCUGGGGGGAUCCAGAGGUCAAGUGUCAUGCGUGUGACUGCGACCCUCGUGGGAUUUCUAGCGACCAGUGUGAUCGGGUGACUGGACACUGCACCUGCGUGGAGAGCGUUUCGGGCCCACGGUGUGACAAAUGCGCCAGAGGCUACCAGGGGGAAUUCCCGGACUGCCAGCCUUGCCACCAGUGCUUUGCUAACUGGGACGCGGUGGUUGAAGAGCUCACCAACCAAACUCACCGACUGGAGGCAAAGGUGACGGAACUGCAGACCAGCGGCGUGACAGCACCGUACAAAGACUUAGUGACCAGCCUGGAGACAAACAUUAAGGCGGUCAGGGAAAUUGUGGAGAGGAACCCUGCAGCAGUGAAGCUUAUGGAGAACCAGGACCUCAUGCACCAGAUCACCGGCGUCAUGUCCUACCUUGAUGGCAAGCUUAACACCACAGAGGAGACCCUGAACAUCCUCCAAAGCGAUGCCAACGCUACCGACGUAAACCUGGACGAGCUGACAGAGCAGGCCAACCAAUUAGCGCGCCGUGUCCAGGAACUCAGGCAGCAGGUGUUUGAUGCCAAGAAUGCCAACUUCGAGGGUGCCAUGGACACCAUCACAGAGGCAAACGAGGAAUCGUUACUUGCAGAAAUCAGAGUUAACGCUUCAACCAGUGACCCUGGAAACACGGUGCAGCAGUCGGGAACACUUCGCAAGGUGACUGAGGAGAAGCUGAAUACCAGCAGGAAGGAGUUUGAUCGCAGGCAUCAGCGAAACAAACAGAAAAUGGACAAGCUCACGGAUGAGAUGGACAAACUAAAUUUGUCACUUCUAAGCGAGAAGGUGUGCGGCAGUGAGGCUCAGGGUGACGAGUGCUCUGGCUCUUCUUGUGGCGGAUUGGGCUGUGUCGAUGAGAACAAUGCUCCCCAAUGUGGUGGCGAAGGAUGCAAAGGCAUCAUUGCGACCUCCCAAAGUGCUCUCAAGUCAGCCAGGGAGCUAGACGAGGAAAUUCUUGAAGCCAUGAAGGAAGUGGAUAAGCUUUCCAGGAUGGUGUGGGAGGCCAGCAAUCGAGCGAGGGAAGCCAAAGUAAACGCUCAGCAGGUGCUGAUUAAAUCUAACCAGAGCAAAGAGCGAGUGGAGCGGAGCAACGAGCAACUGCGCAGCCUCAUCAAAGACAUAAGAGAUCUACUCACGAACGACAAGGCCAACGCGUCUAUCAUCGAGGCUGUGGCCAAUGAGGUCUUGGAACUGGAGAUGCCCACGUCGACAGAAAAGCUACAGGAGCUGACCGCCGAAAUCAAGGAGAAGGUCAGCGCUCUGACCAAUGUUGAGAGCAUCCUUAGCCAGAGCGCUAAUGACAUGAAAGCAGCAGAGGAGCUGUUGAGGCAGGCCGAGGCCGCAAAUCAGGGCGCCAAAGACUUGAAGGAGAGGACAGACGCGGUGAAGACAGCUCUCGACGAGACCGAGCGUGCUCAGAGCCUCGCCGCGGAUGCCAUCCGAUUGGCCCAGAACAACACAAAGGGAACGAUGGACUUGAUACUUUCCGUGGACUCGGAGACGGCGGAGUCAGAGCUGCGUCUGGGCAACACCACGGGGCGGCUGCUGCAGCUGGAGCGCGAGGUGGGUCUACUGCGGCAGAACGAGCUCGAGGUCAACAGCCUGACGGAGACGGCCGACCGGACGAGCGAACGGGCCAAGAAGGAUGCCGACGAGGCCCAGCAGGAGUUUGACUCGGAGGUCAAAAACAAACUGGAAGAAGUGGAGGACAUGAUGGAGGACAAAGGGGAGUCGGUGCUGCAGGCGAGGGAACGAGCUGACGAGUUGCGUAAGGAAGCCGGCGAGCUGCUGGCUCAGAGUAGCAACAAGCUGCAGAGAUUGCAAGAGCUGGAGAGCUCCUAUGAGGCCAACCAGAAGAUCCUCGAGGCUAAAGCCGCAGAGCUGGCCCAUUUGGAGGAGAACGCCCGCCGAGUCCUGGAUGAUAUCAGCCACAAGGUGAUGCUGUACAGCACCUGCCAGUGA